AUGGCUGCCCGUGAAAACACUGAGGUGAGGAUCAUUUUGGUAGGGAAAACUGGAAACGGAAAGAGUGCCACAGCAAACACCAUCCUUGGGAGACGCCAAUUUGAUUCUAAGAUUUCUGCCCAUGCUGUUACCAAGACCUGCCAGAAAGCAUCCCGGGAAUGGAAGGGGAAAAACCUUGUGGUAGUCGACACUCCCGGGUUCUUUGACACCAAGGAGAGCAUGAAAACCACAUGUUCAGAAGUCAGUCGCUGUGUCCUCUACUCCUGCCCUGGGCCUCAUGCCAUCAUCCUGGUUAUGCAGCUGAGCCGCUUCACGGACGAAGAGCAGCACACCGUUGAUUUGAUCAAGGGUCUUUUUGGGGAGGCAGCCAUGAAGUACAUGAUCGUCUUGUUUACUCGCAAAGAUGACCUUGAGAACCGGAGCCUUGAUGACUUUUUAGGCAGAGAGUGCAAGUUAAGUAAAAUCUUGUUGGAGUGUGGGGAUCGCUGCCUGGCCUUUAAUAACAAGGCGGGCAAGGCGGAGCAAGAGGGUCAAGUCCAGCAGCUGGUAGUUCUGAUCGAGAACAUGGUGGACAGAAACGGGGGGUCCUACUUUUCCGAAAAGAUAUAUGAGGACGUUGAUAGAAGGCUGAGACAGUGUCUAAGGAAUCUGGAGGAAAAUUAUGCUCAACAACUCAGUGUUGAAAUCAAAAGAAUAGAAAAUGAAUGUGCUGAUAAAUUAGAGAAAGAAAAGAAGACACUCAUUGAUUCUGCAAAGAAAGAUUAUGAAGAGAAAAUGAGAAAUCUGCAGGAAGAGGCUGAAGAGAGUGUAUUUGAAUAUAUUGUCAAAAAGAUAAGUGAAAUGCUUUCAAAACUUUGGAAGAAGUUGGGAUUGUGA
Messenger RNA from Cricetulus griseus (Chinese hamster), 876 nucleotides. The record is from RefSeq and is a predicted model, not a curated record. NCBI's taxonomy places the organism in Eukaryota, Metazoa, Chordata, Mammalia, Rodentia, Cricetidae.